Molecule: messenger RNA, 588 nt
Organism: Vidua macroura (Pin-tailed whydah)
Lineage: Eukaryota; Metazoa; Chordata; Aves; Passeriformes; Viduidae
Product: serine/threonine-protein kinase TAO2-like
Exons: 7
Biological process (GO): protein phosphorylation
Molecular function (GO): protein kinase activity; ATP binding
Source: RefSeq, a predicted model, not a curated record
GCCCGUGACCUGCGCUCCCAGGAGUUGGUGGCCAUCAAGAAGAUGUCGUACCGUGGGCGAGCCUCCAGCGAGAAGUGGCAGGACAUCGUGAGGGAGGUGAAGGUGCUGCAGAGGCUCCGGCACCCCAACACCGUGGGCUUCAGGGGGUGCUACCUGCGGGAGAACACGGCCUGGCUGGCCAUGGAGUUCUGUGUGGGAUCAGCCCUGGACCUGCUGGAAGUGCACCAGGAGCCGCUGAGGGAGGAGGGAGAUCGGGGCCAUCACCGAGGGGCCCUGCAGGGCCUGGGCUACCUGCACAGCCAGGGGGUGAUCCACAGGGACAUCAAGGCUGGCAACAUCCUCCUGCGGGCCCCCGGCCACGUCAAACUGGGCGACUUCGGCUCGGCCGCCGUGGCCACCCCGGCCAAUUCCUUGGUGGGGACCCCGUACUGGAUGGCCCCCGAGGUGAUUCUGGCCAUGGACGAGGGGCUCUACGACGGCCGGGCGGACGUGGUGGUCACUGGGCAUCACCUGCAUCGAGCUGGCUGAGCGGAGGCCGCCCCUGUUCCAGCUGAACGCGAUGAGCGCCCUGUACCACAUCGCCCAGAG